CGCCUUCUGUUUUUCUCUCUCAUUCUCCGGUGGCGACGGCGGGGAAGGAGGAGGCAGAGGCAGCAGCAGCCGCGCUGGCUGCAAUGAAUGAUCCCCCAGCUGGGGGAGAGGACUCCAGGUGAGCCUCUGCCCUCGGGAGGGCCGGGACCCCCGGUCGCCCAGGACCUGCAGCCCCCCGCCAUGGAUGCCUAGAGGAGGAGGAGGACAAGGAGAAGACAGCUCUGCCGCCCACCCCCAUCCCAUUUUCCUCUUCCUUUAUCUCAUUGUUGCCGUAGCUGUUUACGGCAGCGCUCCCGCUGCCCCAGCAUGGGGUGGGCUCCGGGUACUGCCAUUCGGUGGGCGCUGCUCCCGCGGCUGCCCGGCGAUUCUGCCUAAUUCUCCCUCCGCAGCCGGUGCAGCGAGGACCGGAGAGCGGUGGAGGCCCGGACUGCAGCAGCGACGGGGCCACCUCCCAGCAUCACCACCCUAGGAGGCUACAGGCGGAUUGAAGAACGGUGCCUGGGGGCUGGGCCGGCCCCGCCGAUCCGGACCUAGGGAGGACAGCAGGACCGCCUAGGCUGCGGAGAGGGGUGCGGGGGUCAGGAAGGACAGAGCAGCAAGAUGGCCAGUAAAACCAAGGCCAGUGAGGCCCUGAAGGUGGUGGCCCGGUGCCGCCCCCUCAGCCGGAAGGAGGAGGCUUCUGGUCACGAGCAGAUCCUGACCAUGGACGUGAAACUGGGCCAGGUGACACUGCGGAACCCCCGCGCUGCCCUGGGGGAACUGCCCAAGACCUUCACCUUUGAUGCCGUGUAUGAUGCCAGCUCCAAGCAGGCAGACUUGUAUGAUGAAACCGUGAGGCCCCUGAUAGACUCGGUGCUUCAAGGUUUCAAUGGCACCGUGUUUGCCUAUGGACAGACCGGCACGGGCAAGACCUACACCAUGCAGGGGACCUGGGUGGAGCCCGAGCAGCGCGGGGUCAUCCCCAAUGCCUUUGAGCAUAUCUUCACCCACAUCUCGCGCUCCCAGAACCAGCAGUACUUGGUCCGGGCCUCCUACCUGGAGAUCUACCAGGAGGAGAUUCGGGACCUGCUCUCCAAGGAGCCUGGCAAGAGGCUAGAGCUGAAGGAGAACCCUGAGACAGGCGUCUACAUCAAGGACCUGUCCUCCUUCGUCACCAAGAAUGUCAAGGAGAUCGAGCACGUGAUGAACCUGGGGAACCAGACCCGGGCGGUGGGUAGUACACACAUGAAUGAGGUCAGCUCCCGCUCCCAUGCCAUCUUUGUCAUCACCGUGGAGUGCAGUGAGCGUGGCUUGGAUGGCCAGGACCACAUCCGUGUGGGCAAGCUCAACCUCGUGGACCUGGCUGGAAGUGAGAGGCAGAACAAGGCAGGCCCCAACGCAGCUGGAGGGACGGCCACGCAGCCCACGGGUGGUGGCGGUGGUGGAGGUGGUGGUGGUAGUGGAGAGAGGCCUAAGGAAGCCUCCAAGAUCAACCUCUCGCUGUCAGCCCUGGGCAACGUGAUCGCUGCUCUGGCGGGCAACAGGAGCACCCAUAUCCCCUACCGGGACUCCAAGCUGACCCGGCUGCUCCAGGACUCUCUGGGGGGGAAUGCCAAGACCAUCAUGGUGGCCACCCUGGGGCCAGCCUCUCACAGCUACGAUGAGAGCCUCUCCACCCUGCGCUUUGCCAACCGGGCCAAGAACAUCAAGAACAAGCCCCGGGUGAACGAGGACCCCAAGGACACGCUGCUGCGGGAAUUCCAGGAGGAGAUCGCCCGCCUGAAGGCCCAGCUGGAGAAGAAGGGGAUGCUGGGAAAGCGGCUCCGGAGGAAGAGCAGCCGCAGGAAGAAGGCCGUGUCAGCCCCGGCUGGGUACCCUGAGGGGCCGGUGAUGGAGGCCUGGGUGGCCGAAGAGGAGGAUGACAACAACAACUACCGCCCGCCCCAGCCCACCCUGGAGUCAGCCUUGGACAAGAACAUGGAGAAUUACCUGCAGCAGCAGGAGCAGCUGGAGGAGGAGAAGGCGGCCAUCCAGGAUGACCGCAGCCUGGUGAGCGAGGAGAAGCGGAAGCUGCUGGAGGAGAAGGAGAAGAUGCUGGAAGACCUGCGGCGGGAGCAGCAGGCCACAGAGCUGCUCGCAGCCAAGUACAAGGCCAUGGAGAGCAAGCUGCUCAUCGGGGGCAGGAACAUCAUGGAUCACACCAAUGAACAGCAGAAGAUGCUGGAACUGAAGAGGCAGGAGAUUGCCGAGCAGAAACGCCGCGAACGGGAAAUGCAGCAGGAGAUGAUGCUCCGAGACGAGGAGACCAUGGAGCUCCGGGGCACUUACACGUCCCUGCAGCAGGAGGUGGAGGUCAAAACCAAGAAACUCAAGAAGCUCUACGCCAAGCUGCAGGCGGUGAAGGCGGAGAUCCAGGACCAGCACGAUGAGUACAUCCGUGUGCGGCAGGACCUGGAAGAGGCACAGAAUGAGCAGACCCGGGAGCUCAAGCUCAAGUACCUAAUCAUCGAGAACUUCAUCCCCCCUGAGGAGAAGAACAAGAUCAUGAACCGGCUUUUCCUAGACUGUGAGGAGGAGCAGUGGAAGUUCCAGCCCCUCAUGCCCGGUGGAGCCAGUAACAGCCAAAUGAAGAAGCGGCCAACAUCUGCAGUGGGCUACAAGAGGCCUAUCAGCCAGUAUGCUCGGGUUGCCAUGGCAAUGGGGUCACACCCCAGGUAUAGGGCUGAGAACAUCAUGUUCCUGGAGUUGGAUGUGUCCCCUCCAGCGGUCUUUGAGAUGGAAUUCUCUCAUGAUCAAGAACAAGACCCCCGUGCAUUACACAUGGAGAGGCUCAUGCGGUUGGACAGCUUUCUGGAAAGACCUUCCACAUCUAAAGUCCGAAAGUCCAGAUCCUGGUGCCAGAGUCCUCAGCGGCCUCCACCUUCCACUGCACAAGGCUCGCUGGCCGCCGCUGCUCUGCUCCCCUCGACAGCGCUAGACCAUGAGUGACAACCUUCAGUCGGGCUGCCCAUCUCCCAGACCCCCCGGACGGGGCAGCCAACCCUGGAUCAUCUCGCCUGCCGCUCGGUGUGCGUGCGUGCGUGCGUGUGUGUGCGCAUGUGCCUAUGUGUGCGGGGUGAGGAUCUGGCAGACCGUGCCUCUGCUGGCUCUUAGCCUCCUUUAUUUAAUUAAUGUUAUUUAUUCAUGGAGCUCAGUUCUUGUGGGAGAGGUGCCCUCGCCUGAGCUUGCCAUGGUCGCCGCACAGCCUCCUCUUCUUCUGACUUUAGACCCCCCGCCCCAAUCAGACCUCAUGCUCCUGCCUGUCAGUUGCCCCCAGAAGGGAGGGCGGCGGUGCCUGAGAAGAGAGUGCUUUUUCUACCCAGCGCGCUCCGUAAUCUCCCUUCUCCUCCUGCACUGCCGGUGAGCAGCUCCUGAGCACUUUCUGGGACUAGAAAAAUGCUAGGUGUCCACCGAGGACAAGAGAUGUCCAUCCUGAUGGUGUUGAGCCUGUGCUUCCGGCGGAGAGAGCCCGCCCUCCACGUUCUGGGUCGCAAACAACCUCUUCUGGUUUCUUGGGCUCCUUUUCAAGGACUCCAGUGACCUCAGCGACACAGCCCAUGCUCUUCAGCUUUGGCAAGAACUCGUGGCUUCCCAAACUCUGCUUCCGGCCCGCCUUCCCAACCCGUGGACGCGAAUUUUGAACCCACCAGUUGCUGCCUCCUUGGGACCUUCAGGAAAUGGAACAGUAAUAGAGACAAUGUGGACAGUCAUGGAGGGACGGCCCUUUGUUUCUGUCCCCUCGGAGAACUAACCUUGGCCGACAAGCCAUCAGGCCAACUCCCCAUCUUUGAGAGGCUGCUCCUUCCUGCUUUCAUCAUUUUCCUUGCAGCUGCCUGGAUCCCCGUUCACAGUGGAAGGGGUCAGUAUCCUUCUCCCUCUGGCUAAACAAAGGUAUCACAGAAUCUGUUGCUUUUCCCCCUCACUGAGCACAGGAGAUGGAGGCCCAGGCGCAACCUGCCAACUCUGCCCAUUACCCCUGUUUCUGAAUCACGUUUGUUGGGCACUGUUUUGUUGACAAGACUGACCCUUUCUUCAGCAUUGUGCAAAUUGGUCCCUAGGGAAGUACUCCUCACUUUCCUUUGUGACAACCCAGUAUGUCUCCAGGUAUCUCGAGUAAAUUUCUG
Messenger RNA from Eubalaena glacialis (North Atlantic right whale), 4142 nucleotides. It is a transcript of the gene KIF3C, whose product is annotated as kinesin family member 3C. Gene Ontology annotation, biological process: microtubule-based movement; mitotic spindle assembly. Gene Ontology annotation, cellular component: nucleus; spindle microtubule. The transcript has 8 exons. Gene Ontology annotation, molecular function: plus-end-directed microtubule motor activity; microtubule binding; ATP binding. The coding region runs from base 601 to 2967 and encodes 788 amino acids. Lineage: Eukaryota; Metazoa; Chordata; Mammalia; Artiodactyla; Balaenidae. The record is from RefSeq and is a predicted model, not a curated record.